This is a messenger RNA of Suillus discolor, 1289 nucleotides long. RefSeq lists its product as uncharacterized. Lineage: Eukaryota; Fungi; Basidiomycota; Agaricomycetes; Boletales; Suillaceae. The transcript has 6 exons. The coding region runs from base 32 to 1099 and encodes 355 amino acids. The record is from RefSeq and is a predicted model, not a curated record.
AAUACAGAGCAAAACCGGGCUUCUUUACAACAUGCCCUCUGCUAUCGGGAGUCCAGCAUCAGACUCAGAUUCAGAUCCUGCUGUUGGGAGUUCAGCAUCAGACUCGGAUUCACUGCCAGAUGACUUGAUUUUGGAGGACACUUUCAGACAAGUCGCCAAACUCGACCCCAUUGAUUUUGAUCAAUGUAGGGACGUGUUGGAGUUCCUUACGGAGCCAAACCCUGAGCAAGAGUCUGCGGAGUUUUCUGAUGUUUAUUAUGGGGUAUACUCGACAGUAGAGCACAUCAUCGAAGAGAAUGAUACAGUACCAGGAAGGUCAAGAUUGAGUUACUUCGAGGACGAACACAUCCUCCUCGUCGAAAAGUUCAACAGUAUUCACGAAGUUCCAUUCCUUCACCUGGAUUCAAUAUUCCGUCGUUUUAUGUAUGAUCUCGAACGCUGUGACUCGGACUACUCUGUGGACAUCACAGUAUCCAGGGUCCUUACGCUGAUCUCUGCAUCUGCUGUUCCAGACCUGUCGAUUACGAUGAAUGUGAUCACCAAGAAUAGGAUUUGGCAUGAGCCCAAGGUCCUUGUCGUCGGGGAAUGUGCAUUCGCCCAGGACACAGAUUCUGUUCUUCGGAAAAUCAAAUAUGAAAUCGCCUCCCAUCCAGAAGUCUUGAUGGUCAUAAUGGUUGUGAUUGAAGAACAUCAACCAUAUCGCUCACCUGGACGUAUGUCAGAAGCAUGGCAGAUGCUACUCCAGGACAAUCUUUCACGCUCUUCAUUCCUUUCGCUUCAAGGUAUUGCAGCACAAUCUCUUGAUCAACCCGUCCCGAUCAACAUUGAUGUUGACAAUGAAUUGUUGGCACGUGGCACCUUAUUUCCGAAACAAGAUAUGGAUGCGGUCGAUACCAUGAUCGAGAAGGGCAUGGUGAUGAUGCGGGACUGUCUUGCAACUGUCUGCCAGAAGGUAGCUCCAGGCAGCAACAUUUGUGCCAUCCGAGACUCUGGUGUUACUUUCUGUCCAAAUUGGAAUCAUCUGUUGAGGGACCUGGAACGUGCAGUCGACGGAACCGCCUACAACCGAUACCACUCAUGGUAUAAGUCAUCCUCGUGAAGCACAUCCACCCUCGAUCACCGGACGCGCUUGUAACCAGUGUGAAGGCAAGCAAGGACCCUCAUGUGUGGAUCAUGACAAUAUUCGUUGGUUAUGUAAAGCCAAAAAAAGGUCCUAAUUUUACACGAUACCGUACUCUCGAUCGGUCCGUUUUUCUGUGUAGAGGCUACCGUCCUCGCACCAGUGUUUA